UUCCUUCCAUCCAAACGCCGACUUAGGGUUUAAUCAAACCUGAAAUCCGAUCACUCCCAUUCCGCCUCCGCCUCCGCCGGGAGUCAUCUGCUCACCCACAAAGCAAUCGAGUAUUUCCCUGACGUUUGGUUUUCCGCGGAAUGGCGAACGACAAUGGGUCAAUUAAACUGGUGGAGAUCGCGAACAAAGGAAGGGCAAUGGUUUCUUCCCGUCCGUUGAAGGGCGGAGAAAUCGUCCUCAGAGACUCGCCUAUCGUCCUUUAUUCCGCCGUCCCUCACGGCGGCGCCAAUUACUGCGGCCACUGCUGCAGGACGAUUCUUCCCCACUCACCGACGCUGGUUUCGUGCCCUAAUUGCUCCACCGCUUCGAUUUUCUGCUCGCCGGACUGCCGAUCGGCCGCUCUGUCGACGUCUCACACUCAAUUCGUCUGCCAGGCUCUAUCUCGCCUCCGCUCCGGCGAUUCUCCGGCGAUCGACCACGACCGCCUAUUGCAAGCUCGAUUUCUGGUCUCCGCCUACAAUCUCGCAACAGUUGCGCCGCCUGAUUUCCGGACUCUCCUUUCGCUUCAAGGUGAAGCUUUCAUCGACGAUGCAUCCGUUUUCCUACAUUCGUUAAUUUCGUCGAUUUUGCCUGCCGCAUCAAAUUUGGGGCAAUUCGGGUUUUCAGUAGAGCUGACAUCUGCAUUGUUGGCUAAGGACAAGGUUAAUGCAUUCGGGCUAAUGGAGCCCUUCGAGCAGGGGAAGGAAAGGUCUGUUAGGGCAUACGGCAUAUAUCCGAGAGCGUCGUUUUUCAACCACGACUGCCUCCCGAAUGCCUGCCGGUUCGAUUAUGUGGAUUCGAAGUCCGAAUUCCGGAAUACUGAUAUGGUUGUAAGGGUCAUCCACGACCUCCCCGCCGGGAGGGAGAUUUGCCUGAGUUAUUUUCCGGUCAAUCUUAAGUAUGCCGAGAGGCAAAAGAGGUUGAAGGAGGAUUACGACUUUACGUGUAAUUGUGACCGGUGCAAAGUCGAGGCGAAUUGGUCGGACAAUGAUGAUGAUGGGGAGGGAGGAGUUUCCGAGGUGGAUGAAGAUAUGGAUGAGGAUGUUGCUGAUGAUUUAGAGGCUGAAGAUUGUGACAAUGUUGGUAAUGGAAACGAUGAUUUUCCACAUGCUUAUUUCUUUGUAAGGUAUAUGUGCGGUAGAGACGAUUGUGGGGGCACGUUGGCUCCCCUGCCCGCAGCUGAUUCUCGAGGAUCUACCGUUAUGGAGUGUAAUGUUUGCGGCAACUUGAGCGAGUGCGAUGGAAUGGAUGGAAAUUAGCAAUUUUGGCUCAGCGAUCUUUAAGAUACACAAAUUUUGAUCACAUCUCGGCAUUACAACACUAUCGUUCGGAUGCU
Messenger RNA from Andrographis paniculata, 1375 nucleotides. RefSeq names its product histone-lysine N-methyltransferase ASHR2. The record is from RefSeq and is a predicted model, not a curated record. Lineage: Eukaryota; Viridiplantae; Streptophyta; Magnoliopsida; Lamiales; Acanthaceae. Gene Ontology annotation, molecular function: protein binding. The transcript is spliced from 3 exons. Bases 141 to 1298 code for a protein of 385 amino acids.